Mytilinidion resinicola is the source of this 3591-nucleotide messenger RNA. Its product is annotated as 3-hydroxy-3-methylglutaryl-coenzyme A reductase. Gene Ontology annotation, cellular component: endoplasmic reticulum membrane; peroxisomal membrane. Bases 1 to 3591 code for a protein of 1196 amino acids. Lineage: Eukaryota; Fungi; Ascomycota; Dothideomycetes; Mytilinidiales; Mytilinidiaceae. The record is from RefSeq and is a predicted model, not a curated record. The transcript is spliced from 4 exons. Gene Ontology annotation, molecular function: hydroxymethylglutaryl-CoA reductase (NADPH) activity; protein binding. Gene Ontology annotation, biological process: ergosterol biosynthetic process; coenzyme A metabolic process; isoprenoid biosynthetic process.
AUGCCCACGCGAUGGCGGGGGGGUGAUAGUGCUCAGAAGAAGACUAGCCCCAGCUGGUAUGACCGCCAUCUGUCUCCAGUGCUAUUGUCUAUAUCGAAACGCGCCUGCACUCAUCCUAUACAUACAAUCGUCUUUGUCGCCCUUCUUGCAAGCACCACCUACAUCGGAGUUCUGGACCAUGGCCUGUUCGACCGCAGCCCCGUCAUUAGCUCGACGAGCGGCAAGGUGGACUUCAAUACGUUGAUGGUGGGCAGCAAGAGGCUGCGAGUAGGAGAAGACACCGACUGGCAAUGGCAGGUUGAGGAAACAGGCAGCUCGUCGAAGCUCGAGAAGACUACUCGGGAACUCGCACUUCUGACCCUUGUUUUCCCCGAUCUCCCCGCUUUCAAUUCUGCGCAAACCGCUCCUUUGGCCCAGAGCGUUAUCCCAAACAACUCCUCUGCCAAACUCCUCCCAAGCUCGACGAGCUCGUUUUCCAAUAUUUCCCCUGACACUUCACUGGCCUUUUCGAUAUCGCUAUCAGAGGCCCCUGAGUUCCUAGCGGCUAUGCAAGAGAUUCCCCCUGCUGAGGAUAUCGCUGAAUCCCAGGACUCGGAUCACGAGGGCACUGUUGAAGCCAAGAAGUGGAUUAUGAAGGCUGCAAGGAGCGGCUCAGGCUCGGGAGGGCUUCGCAACUGGACGCGAGACUCGUGGACCUCGUUUGUAGACUUGUUGAAGAAUGCGGAGACACUAGACAUCGUGAUCAUGGUCAUGGGAUACCUGUCCAUGCACCUGACUUUCGUCUCCCUAUUCCUCUCCAUGAGGCGCCUUGGGUCGAAUUUCUGGCUUGCUGCGACAGUUCUGUUCCAAUCUGCAUUUGCGUUCCUCUUCGCACUCCUCGUGACCCUUCGUCUUGGCGUCCCAAUCAAUAUGGUCCUUCUAUCAGAGGGGCUGCCCUUCUUAGUCGUCACUAUUGGGUUUGAGAAACCCAUCAUUCUCACCAAGGCCGUUCUCUCUGCGUCAAUUGAUGCCCGGCGUAGCCAAAACACCGAAGGAGGUAACAAUGAGCCUAUUACCAUUCAAAACGCCGUUCAAGCUGCUGUCAAGGAGCAUGGCUUUGAAAUAGUCAGGGACUACUGUAUUGAGAUUCUCAUCCUUGUCGCUGGUUCACUAUCAGGUGUGCAAGGUGGACUACGACAGUUCUGCUUCCUCGCUGCCUGGAUCCUCGUUUUCGACGGCGUUCUACUCUUCACUUUCUUCACAUCUAUCCUCAGCAUCAAGUUGGAGAUCAACCGCAUCAAGCGGCAUGUCAAUCUCAGGAGGGCUCUUGAAGACGAUGGCGUCAACCGAUCUGUCGCGGAGAGUGUCGCAGCUAGCAAUGACUGGCCCCGAAAUGACUCUGGACGAGUAAACAAGUCGGGUGAACACACUGUCUUCGGAAAGAAAGUACGCGACAACAGCAUUCCGAAAUUCAAGGUGUUGAUGGUCACUGGAUUCAUUCUUGUCAAUGUCCUGAACGUCUGCACUCUGCCGUUUCGCGCGAGCAGACACCCUGCUGCCGCCAAGAUGUCCAGAUUCUCCAGUGUCGUUGCACCACCGCCGAUGGACCCAUUCAAAGUUGCAGGAAGCGGUCUAGACUCUAUCUUUGCCUCUGCGCAGGCCAGCGGAAUUUCCACAGCUGUCACCGUCGUGGCACCAAUCAAAUACGAAUUGCAGUUUCCUUCCGUACAUUACGCCUCUCCAGGAGAGUUUGGUAGUGACAGUAAAGACCAUCUCUCCACGACUAUGGGCGGCCGCGUUGUCGAUGGGCUGCUUAAAAGCUUGGAGGAUCCAGUUCUAAGUAAAUGGAUUAUCGCGGCACUGGUUAUGAGCUUGGUGCUCAACGGUUACCUCUUUAACGCGGCUCGUUGGACCAUCAAAGAUCCCCAUACUCCUUUGGAUCCACCGAUGGCAGAAGAAAUUCAAGAAGGUGCUCCGCCUAACGUGUCUACUUCCCUGGCUUCUCCAAGGCCUUCACCACAACCUCAAACACCACAAAAUGGAUACUUUGCUCCUGAGGUCGCGCCCCUUGCGGAAAUAGUCCAACCGCAGCCAAUACCAAUACCAGCGCCUGUGUUCCAGCCCAUACCCGAGCCCAGCCCCUUCAGUGAAAAGGAACAGCAAAACAAGCGCCCAAUAGAAGUCACCGAGGCUCUCUUGAAAGAAAAGAAGGUACAUCUCAUCACGGAUGCUGAGUUGGUGGAGCUGUCUAUCAAGGGUAAGAUACCAGGAUACGCGUUAGAGAAGACACUUGGCGAUAAGACAAGAGCUGUCAAAAUCCGACGCGCUGUCGUUUCUCGGACGCAUGCCACUAGGGAGACCUCGACGCUCCUGGAAAGGUCCAAACUCCCCUACGAGAACUACAAUUACGAUCUUGUUCAUGGAGCUUGCUGCGAAAAUGUCAUUGGCUAUCUACCCCUUCCUGUUGGUGUCGCUGGACCAAUGAUGGUUGACGGACAGAACUACUUCUUACCCAUGGCUACAACCGAAGGUGUUUUAGUCGCGAGUACCAGCAGAGGCGCCAAGGCCAUCAACUCUGGUGGUGGAGCCGUCACUGUGAUAACUGGCGAUGGCAUGACCCGCGGACCUUGUGUUUGUUUCGAGACGCUGGCUCGAGCUGGCGCCGCUAAACUGUGGUUGGAUUCUGAAGAAGGGCAACGCGUGAUGAAGAAUGCCUUCAACUCCACCAGUCGUUUCGCUCGACUUCAAACUAUGAAGACUGCUCUUGCCGGUAACAACCUCUACAUUCGAUUCAAGACGACGACCGGCGAUGCUAUGGGCAUGAACAUGAUCUCGAAGGGUGUUGAACAUGCAUUGGGCGUCAUGGCUACCGAGGGCUUUGAAGACAUGAACAUCAUCACGGUUUCCGGAAACUACUGCACUGAUAAGAAGGCGGCUGCGAUCAAUUGGAUCGAUGGUCGCGGCAAGGGCGUUGUCGCUGAAGCUAUCAUCCCUGGUCAUAUUGUGAAAAGCGUCUUGAAAUGCGGCGUCGACGAGCUCGUCGAGCUCAACAUCAACAAGAAUCUCAUCGGCAGUGCUAUGGCCGGCAGCAUUGGAGGCUUCAACGCGCACGCCGCAAACAUUGUGGCUGCCAUGUUCCUUGCAACUGGCCAAGACCCGGCUCAGGUUAUGGAGAGUGCCAACUGCAUCACAAUCAUGAAGAAUCUCAAAGGCAAUCUCCAAAUCUCCGUCUCCAUGCCCUCAAUCGAAGUCGGCACCCUUGGCGGCGGCACAAUCCUCGAGCCCCAAUCCGCCAUGCUGGACCUCCUCGGCGUCCGCGGCGCCCACCCCACUAACCCGGGCGAUAACUCCCGCCUCCUCGCCCGCGUCAUCGCUGCCGCUGUCCUCGCUGGCGAACUGUCGCUCAACGCCGCGCUCUGCGCGGGGCAUCUGGUCCGCGCGCACAUGGCGCACAACCGUAGCCAAGCGCCCAGCGCGGCACCCAGCCGUGCUCCUACACCCGCACCACCGCAGCUCAUGAGCGGAGGCGCGCAGACUCCGGCUUCGGCGGCUGUGGGGAGCAUCAGAGAUGCGGCGUCGAGAGCGGCGGAGUCGGCGCUGCCGAGGCGAUAA